This is a messenger RNA of Prorocentrum cordatum, 1055 nucleotides long. The record is from the annotation of a GenBank genome assembly. NCBI's taxonomy places the organism in Eukaryota, Dinophyceae, Prorocentrales, Prorocentraceae.
UCCCGAGCUCUCCAAGGCCCGGCGCCCCCAGCGGCCUCCUGGCCUGGGGCCGGCGGCGCCGGGCAGGUGUGCCUCGCGCUCCGCGAGCUCGACCGCGAGCGGCUGAGGAGGCUUAUCGACACCCAUGCGACUGGGAGGUCUGGCGUGAUCGACCGGCACGAGCUGCCGGAGCUGCUGGUCAAGUGCGGGGUGGUUGCCGACGACGUGGUGCGCAGCUGGGAGGUGGCCGCGGAGAUCGAGGACGCGGGAUCACAGCUCGAGGUUCAGCGGGCUCGGUGCCACAGGCCUCUUGUCGCGCGAGGACGUGGUCAUUUUGAGCCAGAGGACGCAGCCCGCUCGGCUGCGCAGCGCGAGUUGGAGAGGCAGUACAUGGUCGCUGUGGGCUGGAGCGCGGAGCGGGUCGCGGAGUGCCGGCGCGCGUUCGAGCAGUUCGACGAGAGCAUGGGCGAUGUCCUGACCGAGUCCGAGCUCCUCAAGCCCCGGCGCGCCAGAGGCCGCUACGCGCCGCUGGUGCGCGACCUGGACGUCGCCUUCCUGGCCCUCAGCCUGGACACGAGCGUUGAGGUGAGGGUGGACUUCUUGACCUUCAUGCGCAUCAUGAAGAUGCUGGACGAAAGCGAGGCGAGGCGGGGCAUGGCGGGCAUGCUUGGAUUCGGCGACGAGAGCAGCGACAGGAUCAUCGGCAUCUACCAGAAGCUCUCCGACCAGCACGGCUUCUCCGCUGCGGGGCUGCCGCGCUCCGUGGUCGAGCAGGCCUCCAGACCCUCAGGCUCAGCCGCAGUGGAUCCCGAAGGUGCAGCAGACAGAACUGCAGAUCCUCCUGAGCUCAGAGCCAGCGACCGUGGACUUCGGGGGCCUCCUGAGGUUCAUGAAGGCGCUGCAGGGGAUGCUCGGUGGCGAGUCCUUCGAGGAGUGCUUGGAGGACCUCCUGCUGGGCGUGGGCACGGUGCUCUCGGACCAGCGCGAGCGGACCAAGCAGGUGUCCACGCCGAAGGCCGCGGCCCCCCCGCGGCGCGGCGCGGCCCCGCCCGCGGCGGAGCCGUCCGCGCCGCAGG